Aaosphaeria arxii CBS 175.79 is the source of this 816-nucleotide messenger RNA. RefSeq lists its product as uncharacterized. The transcript is spliced from 2 exons. Lineage: Eukaryota; Fungi; Ascomycota; Dothideomycetes; Pleosporales. The record is from RefSeq and is a predicted model, not a curated record. The coding region runs from base 325 to 816 and encodes 163 amino acids.
CCAAGUCCUAUAUGCUGUUACUCCACACGCACGAUUGACAUCGACAUGUGAGUCGGACUAAGAGUUACUCAUGCAUGUGCCAAAGAGACUCACUACAAAGCUGUGCACACAGUCACUCAUUCUCUGUUGACUCAACGAAGGCAUAAAAGCCGGCUUCCUCGUCGAAUAUGUUUCGUCCACAAUACAUCACUUUGUUCCCACACUACCCAUGCCCGAGAUCUUUCAUUCUUUGACUUUUGGUUUAUUCGCAAUAUAACCUAGAUACCGUCGAAGGGUUUACUACAGUCCUCUAUACCACCAUCACUCUCCAGCCAGUUGAACAUAAUGCCAACAGCGAAAAAGCCAAAAAUUAUCGUGACAGAGCCUGAAUACCAAGAGGAAAUUCCCAUCUUGGAAAGAAUUAGGAAGGAGUAUCCCAAAUGUACGGAAAUGAUCGACAAGUCACGCAAGAUUGGCAGCUCCUCUCCCACCGGAUGCCACGUUCCGAAAAACUUUUGUUUCAGAACAGCGGUGGAUCGUUACAAACGGGAAUUAUGUUUUGCCAGAAUGUCAGCUACCCAAUUCUGGGGAAACAAGGAAAUAGAACUCAGGAUUGGUGGAUACGACUCGAACGAUAAACUGACGAAUUCUUCUGGGCCCAAUGUGCGAUUGAAAAUGAAAGUUCUUUUCAAAAAGGAUAAAUAUGAAGUCGCGAGUACGGGGGGGUUUGCAAUGGCAGAGCCUAUGGUAGAGCAGGUUAUCGAAGAAAUGUGUGAAUGGUUAGCACGGAAAAAGGAAGGGAAGAAGGGCAGUUGGGGAGAUCCAUCCAUCUUGUGA